CAUGCGCCCACGGGCCGCGCGGCCGCCAUUGCUCUCCCGCGACCGAGUGGAGCGGCGUGUUAGCCGUCCGCGGGCCGGGGAGGAAGGCUGCGUGCAGCGCCUCGACGACAGCGCCCCGGAGCUGCAGGGGCAGUACACGUAGGGCGGGGUGUCCCGUUUAGGCCCGGCUGACUGGAGUAAGGACUACAAGCCCCGAAGUCUGUUGCGCCUCAGGGUUGCAGGAGGCAGUGAUCACCUACCCUGGAACCAUGGUCCACGCCUUCCUCAUCCACACCUUGAGGGCCCUGCAUGCUGAGGACACGGGGCUUUGCCGAGUGCUCUACUCCUGUGUCUUUGGCGCCGAGAAGUCACCUGAUGACCUGCGGCCACACGGUGCCGAGAGGGACAGACUCCUCCACAAGGAGCAGAUUUUGGCUGUGGCCAGGCAGGUGGAGUCAAUGUGCCAGUUGCAGCUGCAGGCAUCCGGCAGGCCCCCCAUGGACCUGCAGCCCCAGUCCUCAGAUGAGCCAGUGCCCUUGCACGAGGCCCCACGCGGAGCCUUCCACCUGGCUGCAGGCGACCCUUUCCAGGAGCCACGGACGGUGGUGUGGCUGGGCGUGCUCUCAUUAGGCUUUGCCCUGGUGCUGGACGCCCAUGACAACCUGCUGCUGGCUGAGGGCACACUCCGGCUGCUGGCCCGUCUCCUCGUGGACCACCUCCGGUUGCUGGCCCCUGGCACCAACCUCUUGCUACGGGCCGACCGCAUUGAGGGCAUCCUCACCCGUUUCCUGCCCCAUGGUCAGCUGCUGUUCCUCAACGACCAGUUCGUCCAGGGCCUGGAGAAGGAAUUCAGUGCUGCCUGGCCCCGCUGAUUCCUUGCUGGAAUGGGGCCUCCCAAGAGGGCAAAGAAGGAGGGCAGAGGCCGGACACACAGCCAGGUGAAGGAUGGCAUCUGCCUCCUGCCCAGCCUGCUCCCAGCUCUGAUGUACUGCCACACUCAGGACAAGUGGGCUGGACAGAGGGUGGAGGGGGUGCUGUGUCCUCAGGUUGGUAAAAUCGCAGAACAUCCUGAGCCUAGAGCUGCCAUGUGACUUUUUCAGACUGCUACCUUGUCCUUAACCCACCUUUCUCCAGCGCCAGCAGCCACUGGUGCAGGAGUGGUCAGGAGGGGCUGUCAGGAACUUAGCCCGCCUUGUCCUUCCAAACUCAAAGUCAUUGCAACACAAAAGGGGUCUCAGGGAGCUGUGCCCACACCCUGGCAGGCCCCGGCCCCGACUUUGUGUCCACUUAGGUGAUAUUGUUGGUGAGAGCCUGCCCGGUGUCCAGCCCCGCCGAGGUUCAGAGUUGUGUGAGCCAUUUGGCAGGAGGAUUCUGAAGCUCCUUUUGCACUGAGCCCAUGCCCGCCGGGCAGGCACCAGAUCAGAUCAUCACCGGCUUUCCUCACCUACAGGGAGAGAAGGUGCCGGCAGGUGAAUGUGAGAGGUCUGGUCUGAUGGUGAUGUCUUUCUCAUUUUGAAUUAAAAGCACUGGCAGUGUGAUCUCA
Lemur catta (Ring-tailed lemur) is the source of this 1522-nucleotide messenger RNA. It is a transcript of the gene AP5S1, whose product is annotated as adaptor related protein complex 5 subunit sigma 1. Gene Ontology annotation, cellular component: cytosol; lysosome; late endosome. The record is from RefSeq and is a predicted model, not a curated record. The transcript is spliced from 3 exons. Lineage: Eukaryota; Metazoa; Chordata; Mammalia; Primates; Lemuridae. Gene Ontology annotation, biological process: double-strand break repair via homologous recombination; endosomal transport. Bases 249 to 851 code for a protein of 200 amino acids.